This is a messenger RNA of Rhipicephalus sanguineus (brown dog tick), 6722 nucleotides long. RefSeq names its product Down syndrome cell adhesion molecule-like protein Dscam2. The coding region runs from base 126 to 5036 and encodes 1636 amino acids. Gene Ontology annotation, cellular component: plasma membrane. Gene Ontology annotation, molecular function: protein binding. The transcript has 30 exons. The record is from RefSeq and is a predicted model, not a curated record. Gene Ontology annotation, biological process: cell adhesion; axon guidance. NCBI's taxonomy places the organism in Eukaryota, Metazoa, Arthropoda, Arachnida, Ixodida, Ixodidae.
GGGACGAACCGUAUGGUCCACGGCUGCUGCUCGAACCACCGAGCGUAGUGCGUUUCUCGAGCGAGACUGGCAGUGUCCUGCAGUGCACCGCCGAUGGACGGCCGGUGCCUACCGUCUCGUGGGAAAUGGCCGACGGCAGCCCGGCGCAUGCUGUUCCGGGCAUUCGGGAGUUCCGCUCGGACGGAUCGCUGGUGCUGCGCCCGUACGGAAGUUCGCAGUUCCUGGCAGAAGUGCACUCGGCGGCGUACCGCUGCGUGGCUACCAACAACCAAGGGCGCGUCAAGGGCCGCUUGGUGCACGUACGUGGCGUGGUACCGGAGAGCUUCGUAGUCUCCGUACCAGAUGUCUACGCCAUCCGAGGAAACGCUGCCGUGCUACGUUGCCACUUCCCGACGUCGGUUAGAGAUUACGUCACAGUGACGUCGUGGAUCCGCAGUGAUGGCCUCACAGUAGCCAACGUUGCCACCCUGGGGCCACAGGGUGGUUCUGAAAGCAAGUACGUGAUGCUGCCGACGGGUGAGCUGAUUAUGCGCGAGGUGACUGCAUCUGAAGCAUUUCACAGCUACCGGUGUCAAGUGCUCGAUGCCCUCACUGGUCACAGCCACCUCAGCAGCGCCGCAGGAAAGGUGAUUGUCACAGAGCCACUGGGCAAGCUUGCACCGCGCAUGAUGGAGUCCCGUAGAUCGACGCAAGCGGAACAAGGCAAGCAGGCGGUGCUGCCAUGUGUUGCCCAGGGUCAUCCGUCUCCUCGGUAUUCCUGGUUUCGCCUGACGGGUGAUCAUAAGAGCACUGCGGCACAGAGUCACGACGGCGAAGUCCUGAUGCCCGUGAAGGCCUCCGAGAAAGUGUACCUGUUGUCGGGAGGUGCCGUGCUGACAAUUCACGCAGCAAUACCAGAAGACGAGGGAAGAUACGUCUGUGUGGUCAACAACUCUGCCGGACAGGAUAAGGCCUAUACAGACCUUAUCGUGAUUGCCCCACUGUCGGCAACCAUCGAUCCUCCUCUGCAGCUAGUGGACGCAGGCCGGAGUGCCAACUUAAGUUGCAAGGUGUCUGGGCGUCCUGUGGAUGGAGUUGUGUGGACCCACGAUGGCGUGCCACUCUUUGCUUCUUCCUCGUCAUCCGGCAGCACUGGAACCGGAAGUGGCAAGAUUACUUCCGUUUCCGGACCCGCAAAUGUGGUUCUUCUGUCGCGUGACGUUCUGCGCGUCGCACCAGUGGAGCGCAGGGACAGUGGAAUGUACCAGUGCCUGGUCUACAACCGGCAGGACUCAGCUCAGGGAACUGCGCAAAUCAUCGUCACAGAGGAUGCGCCAGUGCUAGAACACGCCUUUCCCGAGGUCCAGGUUACAGCCGGUAGUAGUGCGUCACUCAAGUGCUCCGCUUCGGGAAAUCCCCUGCCCCAAGUGACGUGGACCCUCGACGGAGAAGUGGUUCCCGAACAUUACCAUGUCCGAAUUGGAGACUACGUCAGCAGCGAACGCCUCGUACACAGCUACGUGAACUUGACCAGCGUGCGCGUAGAGGACGGCGGGCUCUACUCGUGCGUGGCGCGCAACAGCGCGGGCCAGGCAUCGCAUUCGGCACGCCUCGUCGUGCCGGGAAAGCCCGUGGCACGGAGACCCACAGCGAACGUCACGGCGCUGGCAGGCCAUACAGUACGCCUGUACUGUCCCGUGGCAGGAUACCCCAUCCAGAGCAUCGCUUGGCAGAAAGAUGGCCGCUGGCUUCCGCAGAACCAUCGGCAACGCAGCUUUCCCAACGGCACCUUGGUGGUGACGCAAGUGCAACGUAGCCAGGACACCGGCUGGUACGAAUGUACGGCUCGCGACACGCAAGGGAACACAGCACGGGGGCAACUUCUCUUGCGUGUCAUGACUCCACCGGUGGUGAGCCCUUUCAACUUCCCGGAUGACCUGACCGAAGGCAAGCGAGCUGGCGCAGCCUGCAUCACGAGAAGGCGUUGGGUGCCACCGCGUCCCGAACCAACUGAUUACACGUCCUUCUUGUCUAUCGUCGCCGUCCGCCAGGAGCUCCACCGAGGCCUGUACACCUGCGUGGCGUCAAACCCGGCAGCUUCGGCCAACUACACGGCACCUAUGCUUGUCCGCGUUGGCCCACGGUGGCGGCAUGAACCUGAAGACAAAGCCGCCAUACUGGGUCAGCCUCUCAUAUUUGACUGCCAGCGCACGGCUUCCCAAUCCCAGUUAUUCGAUGGAAGAAAGAACGCUUGUCCGAGGACGGCAGCCGCCAGUUCUCCACCAUUACAAGCAGCUCGCGCUCCCGUGUGCUGGAGAACGGCUCGCUGGUCAUCAACGAAGUUCGAGCGUUCGGACGCCGGUCGAUACCUGUGUCAGAUACAGAACGGCGUCGGUUCCGGCAUCUCGACCGUGGUCAAGCUUGAAGUACACGAGGCGGCUCACUUCGAGAGGCGUUUCCAUGCCGUUACGGCACGGCGUGGUGAUCCGGUGAGCCUCACCUGCAAGGCUCAGGGUGAGUCACCAAUUAAGCUCACCUGGACACGUGACGGCCACCAUUUCAGUCCUGCUCAGGAGUCGAGAUAUUUGUUCCAAGAAAGCUCAGGCGACGGGUGGUCGGAGUCCGUGCUGCGCAUCACAAACUCGGACCGUCGAGAUUCGGCUGCUCUCACCUGCCACGCUGAGAACCCUUACGGCGGUGACGACACCAUCUUCCAGCUCAUUGUUCAGGAGCCUCCUGGAAAGCCUCAGGAUCUGCAAGCAAUGCAGACGACGAGUCGCACCGUCACACUUACCUGGUUGGCGCCGUACUCUGGAAACAGCCCAGUGUUGAAAUACCUGCUGGAGCACAAGUCUUCAACCGGUUCCUGGGAGUACGACACGGAGCUAUCACAUGAAGACGCCAGCAAGCCCUCGUACCUGGUGACUGGCUUGCGGCCAGCAACCAGGUACGAGUUCAGGAUCCGCGCUGGAAACGCGCUCGGACUGAGUGAUCACAGUGACCCUCUGGUUGUGGCCACGGACCAAGAAGCCCCAAGCGGCACCCCUCGGGAGAUCCAAGUGACGCCGACUGGUUCUCGGAGUCUACACGUCACGUGGAAGUGCAAGCUCACACAGGAACGGCCAUGCGACGUGUACGACGGACGAACCUCGGAUCGGCCCUGCGGUCAACGUCCAUUGAAAAGCUGCGCCGGUGCGCGAGUGAGAGUGACUGCCGCUAUCGCACUCACUUGCACGCUGGUGCUGUUCUUACUACCGCGACGCGGUGCUUUCAAGACAGCGCUGGAAUCCGUGAAUUAUGAAGAUAUCCGCGUCAAUGUGCUCGCCCUCCGUGACCGCACCGCGAGGAAGGAAAACUACGACACCACGCACAGUGUUGAAGAAACUACAACACUGGCUGUGAACAGGCGCUUCAUUGUGAACACAGCCCAAUGCAAGAUCCCAAAAUUAGAUCCCCUCGACCAGUCCAUAGCCGCCUUUGUGAGCAAGUCGCCACCCGUGGACUGUUCUUCGGAUUUUCCGAAUAUCACCUUUGUAAAGGAACCACCGGAGGAAAACACGAAUGGUCCUGUGCAAGGUUACUACGUGGGCUAUCGUGUUCGGGGUAGCGGCCUGCCGUAUUCGUAUAAGACACUGCAAAACAGUGCUCAGUCGUCUCCUGGCGAGCAGCAGCAUCAAGAGUGUCACCUGCGUGAACUGCGACCCCGCACCCGCUACAGCAUCGUCGUGCAAGCCUUCAACGCCAAAGGUGCCGGACCGGCAUCAGAAGAGGUGGCCGCGCAAACGCUAGACUUUGAUCGACCUGGUGCUCCUCGGCUAAAGUUAGUUUCAUCAACCUCAUCUUCUAUAAACCUCAGCUGGGAUGUGUCAAACGACCAGCCUGUCGACGGCUACCUCCUCUUCAACAAGGCCGAACCGAGUCCAGAACGACGAACCCCCGUUUCUGAGAAAGCGCCGACGUCAUCGGAUUGGUCUUCCGUACAGACAGAUGCCGAACGAUCGACGCACGCCUUCCGUGGUUUGGGCUGCGGUCGCAGCUACGCAUUCUACGUGGUGGCCUUCAAUGGCGCUGGCCGAGGAGCCCGAAGCAACGUCGUCUUGGCUAAGACGGAUGGUUCAGUUCCCGUGGCACCAGACAUGCGGGAGUUCGUGGCCGCCAACGUAACCUGGGUGACCCUUCGGCUGAGCACCUGGAGAAGCGGAGGCUGUCCAAUUUCAUCCUUCACUGUCCUCUACAAACGGCAAUCGUCACCAGAUGACUGGACACCGGCCGCCACGAGGCAUGCUUCGGAGCUUGCGUUGGCGCACGACACCCAUGUGACAAUUGAUGACUUGGCGCCGGCGACUUGGUACCAGCUGCUCGUCACGGCGGACAACGAAGCUGGCUCCACGGAGGCCGAAUACGUCUUCGCCACACUUACACUCGCCGGUGGCACCGUGCCGCCACCUCACUGGAUACAAGUGAUCGAGUCCCAAAGACGCAGAAUUCAUGUUAUCGUGCCUCUCGUGUGUUUCCUAGUAGUCACUCUGCUGGUAACAGUGGUUGUGGGCUGCACAGUCUCGCGAAGAAGACUUGCAGCACUUCAGCGACGACGUCUGCUGUGGCGCCCGGGAGAAGCUGGUCAGGCUUCAAGAACGACUACAAAGUCAAUUGACACGGUGCCCAUGACGGUGUGGGAGAAAGCAGGACUAGAACCGGCGACCACGGGACCUCCUACGGAGAAAGUCUACUGGCCGUCGCCACUGCGUUCCCAACCGACGUCGUACAACGUGCCAGCGGAUGGCGAUGGCGGGCGCUGCAAAACGUGGGCGCACAGCCUGGCCACCAUCCACGAAGAUUACAAAGUGGAAGCGGAAGCGAGCGGUGGGAAGAAGCAGGAUCACAUGUACGCCGUGCCUUUCGCACCGACUAACACAGUGCAAAAGCUUGAAGAGCGCGAUGACCUUCUUGCUUCUGCUGAAAGACUAGCAAGUUGCAUGUCGCCGAGGCAAGAUUUGUCACGGACGACAGCGAGCCUCGAAACAAGCAAGGAGAGCGCCGAGACGGAGAGCAGCUAGCCUUGCAUCACGGGAGGUUCGCUAUGUGUGAGUCGUUUCCAGCUUUUACUGCGGCAUCAACAGAACGAAAGAACGGUUAAUCUACUUUAGGAGCGCUUACCAAGACGGAGUGCCUUACAGAGAAUCCCCACCAACAGAACAGGAGCAGAAAGUGUGCAGUGGCGAAAAGUGGUGCCACUUCAAUUCGGACGCUACAUCGGUGGCUCGCCAUAAACUUCUGUAAUGUGAUGAACGACUACCUCAAAAAAGAGAAAAAAAAGAUCCAAGUUUGACCUCAGCACCAAAUUUCUGAUUGAUUCAACGGCAUAAAGUUGCGGGAGCGCAGAGAAGAACGCUCGCAUGGCGCAUCGUGAGAGACCUGCACGCCCUGAGUUGCAGUCUCCUUCCAUGUGAUUCUGAGAGCAAAACAUGAAGUGUCUUUUAUUUUCCCGCACUGAUGAUUCUGCUUUUCUUUACUGAUAAGCUACCCGCAACCUUCCGUACCCUUCGCAGCCUGCCUCCAGCAAAGUUGUGUCGCGCCUCUGUGCAUCUCUCAAGACUUUCAUGGCAUGGCAAGAGGAAAGAACCACAUGGACUCUUCUGCAGCCACUUGGAACUAUGAUUAGAGGAUUAGAGACUAUACCGUCUAGUGCCUUUGGACAAGCUGGUCUUCGACAACGUGCACUUCACGCGCAGCACAUCAAGUUCUUUUGUGAAUGAACCGAUGCAGUGCACUGAUCGUGCCGUAACUAAGUGAUACCGCUUUGACAAAACUGCUGGGUUGGCCCGCACGAAGCACCGUGACUUGUUGCUACAGAACUACAUCGGGCCCAGCUUGAAGACGACGGUAACCGUUAUUCUACCGCGAGCAUGUGUCUAUCGAUGAACUUCAAACAGUGACUUUUCUUUUUGUAUGCGCAAGUUACGCGCCGCCGUAGAUUAGAUGAAAGAUUGGAGAAAGUUCUCAUUUCGGCAGCCACUUGGGAAUCCACAAUGACAGAGCUAUGUGCUCCAAAAACCAUCAGCUAUAUAACAUCAAUGAUGGAGCACUUUAGCGGACGUUUCGAUCUUCCGCAGUGAAUGCAGUGAUGGUAAAAGUAAGUGUGUUCUUGUGCAAAAUUGCAGUCAUAUUUAAACUAUGAUGGGCCAGUUACUAUUUCUCCGCCUGAGUUAACCCUGUCCUAUAGGACAGGGUUAACUCUGGCGGAGAGAAAUUAUCUUGUUGCUUAGCUACAAGCAUUUGUCUUUUAGAUGACUAUGAGCGCGUUUUAACGAUCAGUGUGUAUAUCCGAGAUUGAGAACAUUAAGGUAUACAACACUGGUAACGUCUACAAAACUAAAAUUCUUAGAUCUUAUUACGCUCACGAAUUUGAAGUAGUGUGAUGUUCAAUCUUUGCGAGCAUACUUUGUAAGCGUCAUUGGCACGCAAAAAAAGACGUAAGAGUUCAGUCCAAAAAGAUACACGUGCCGGAAUGAAUAAUAAUAUGUGGUUCCUAUGUACAUGCAUUGUGCUCUGACGCUAGCGCAUACAGAUAUGCGUUGUUUUAAACAACUACAUGGUUUAUUAAAAGACAGCCCUGCGGAACAAGGGCGGCAGCUUUUCUGGAACGGACGUGAAUGACGCCUCACAUGAAGUUUCGUUAGAAACAACCAAAAUCGGCACUACAACCGGAAUCCAUGCGAAUUUCGCCGAUAAUAAAAAAGCAA